UAAUGAAACCUUAUUGUAAAGUUUUACCAUGUUUUCUUCUAAUUUCGAGGUGAUGUAUUACCCGGAUGUUUAUUCCUUUGCCCCCCAGGUAAAUAUAUGCAAAUCUGGAUAUCUUAAAUGUAGGUGUGUGUAUCCAUAAGCCAGUGAGGUGAGAGCAUUUCUAUUCCUGAAGGAAAAGUUUUUUCCUAUUUCCACAGAACAGGCAGCGAGCCAGAGACCACACACCGGAGAGCAGAUGGACGGGUCGGUCGGGCCGAUGCGAGUGUUGGUGACGGGUGGCAGUGGGCUGGUGGGGCGAGCGAUAGAGCGGGUGGUGAAAGAGGGUGGAGGGAGAGAAGGAGAAAAAUGGAUAUUCCUGUCAUCCAAAGAGGCCAACCUUGUGAGCGCUCAAGAGACGAGAGCAGCCUUCGAGAAACAUCGUCCGACGCACGUCAUUCAUUUGGCCGCCAUGGUGGGCGGACUCUAUAGAAACAUGAGACAGAACCUGGAUUUCUGGAGGAAUAAUGUGCACAUCAAUGACAAUGUGCUGAACAUGUCUCAUGAGUUCGGCGUGGUGAAGGUCGUUUCCUGUCUGUCUACGUGUGUUUUUCCAGAUAAAACCACCUACCCUAUAGAUGAGACCAUGAUGCACAACGGUGCCCCCCAUGACUCUAAUUACGGUUAUGCCUACGCCAAACGCAUGAUUGACGUCCACAACAGGGCGUUAUUUCAGCAGUACGGUCGGAAAUACACAGCCGUCAUCCCCACCAACAUGUUUGGAGCCCAUGACAAUUACAACAUUGAGGACGGUCAUGUGAUGCCGGGGUUGAUCCACAAGACGUACCUGGCAAAGAAGGAAGGUAAACCUCUGCAGGUCUGGGGUUCGGGUCGCGCUCUGCGGCAGUUCAUCUAUUCUCUGGAUCUGGCUCGUCUGUUUCUGUGGGUUCUGAGGGAGUACGACGAGGUGGAGCCCAUCAUUCUGUCAGUCGGGGAGGAGGAUGAGUUGACUGUAAAGGAUGCUGUGGACGCUGUGGUUGAAGCGUUCGGGUUCGAAGGGGAAGUGAUUGUAUCCUUUCACACCAACAGUGUCUGGAGUUUUUUUUUUUUUUUACAGCUGACAGAAUAGCAGUCUUUCUUCUGU
This is a messenger RNA of Sinocyclocheilus rhinocerous, 1120 nucleotides long. RefSeq names its product GDP-L-fucose synthase-like. Gene Ontology annotation, molecular function: GDP-L-fucose synthase activity. The record is from RefSeq and is a predicted model, not a curated record. The transcript is spliced from 8 exons. Bases 236 to 1105 code for a protein of 289 amino acids. Lineage: Eukaryota; Metazoa; Chordata; Actinopteri; Cypriniformes; Cyprinidae. Gene Ontology annotation, biological process: nucleotide-sugar biosynthetic process.